This is a messenger RNA of Lolium perenne, 4944 nucleotides long. The record is from RefSeq and is a predicted model, not a curated record. Lineage: Eukaryota; Viridiplantae; Streptophyta; Magnoliopsida; Poales; Poaceae.
UUUAGGGCCACCAUUUGUCCAAGUGGUGGUAACAAUGAUGCUCUCCGGGGAGCCCUUGUGGAUCUUAUGCACCUCAGCUUUAAGUGUGCUCAUGAUGUUAAUGAGGAACGGAACUACACUCUUGAUGUCAUGGACUUCAUCUUCCAUGAGAUCCAUGAUGCCAUGGUCUCCCGGACCACCAUACCUUAUGCACCCUACAUCCAGCUUCUCAUCAACAAUUCUGUGGCUUUGGGUGGUGAAGACUUGAGCGGGUACCCUUUGAUGAAGCACAGUGUCAAGAAGGCUUACAGGCUUAAGCCAGUCUCUUCUGCUGUACCUGCACCUGACUCUUUCAUGGGUGAUGCUCGUUCUAGUGGUUUUGCUCCUGCUCGCCAUCCCGACGUCCCAGCUAUGAGGAAACAAGUGAGCAGGCUUAGUUGGUUUCAGCGUCACAUCCUUUGCAUGAACAUUAAGAUCCAUAAGGAGAACUAUGCGGCCAGCCGAGAGCGUUCUGAGAUUAAGCAUACUCAGGCGGUUAUUCUGCACAAGCUCAGUGGUGAUCAAGGACCCCCGCCUCAGCCUCCAGCUCACCCAGGUUACAGUAGGUGGCAUUCUGCACAGGUUCCGUGGAGUGACCUUGAUGAUUGCCUUCAAAGGUCCAACCUCACUCGCCGCUCUCCGGAUGCCCCUGACACCGAAGAUGAAGAUGAGGAAGCGGCAUACCAGUCCGAUGAUGAAGAUGCCUCCGAGUGAUUCCCAUGGGACGUGUAGCAUCACGCUUGUCCCCUUUUUGGCGUCUCGAUGCCAAAGGGGGAGAAGUGUUCUAUUAGGACUCUCGGGGAUUUGCAUGGUUUGGGCACAAGCAUAUGCGUUUAUCAUUCUUCUAUUGCUUGUGUUCCCUCUUAUUUGAACUAUUUGGCUUGCUUGUGUUCCGUGUAAAACUAUGUGCUAUGUGGUGUGAGACAUUGUUAUGGUUUUCGGAUUUCUAUUUGUUGAGAUCAAGGCUAUUAUAUUAUCGGUGAUGCUAUAUCUCCGUAUUAUAUAUCUACACAUGGGUAUGAUUUCUCGCAUCCUAUCUCAACUUCAUAUUUGUCUAUGUCUCUUGUUAGAGCUCAUGUUGGAUACCUCUUGUGUUGAGGCACCUCGCUCCUAUGUGUUGUGUAUUUGUAUUCAAAUGCAAAUUACUUAUAUGCACACAUGUAGGGGGAGUGCCUCUAUGUUUUGCCAUCAUGCUUGUCUCUAUAGUGAUUCUCUUGCAAAUCCGUAUAUUGUCAUCAAACACCAAAAAGGGGGAGAUUGAAAGAACAUCUCUCACAUUAUGUUUUGUGUGUUUGAUGUCAAUGUAUAUGAUACACUAAUGUGUGUUUAAGUGGUACAGGGAUCAUAUAGAUACAUUUAUAUGUGUGUUGGAUGUGGUCAGUUCUGUCAAAUAGAAACUGCAAAAAGUUCAUCAGGCCGGAUAAUCCGGGCCGGAUAUUUUGGAAAUAUCCGGCCCCCAGUUUUCUGCUAAGGAUUCGAAGAAAAACAAGUCAGUAUAGGGGCCGGACAUUUGCCCGGAUAUUGUCCCGGUUUUUGUCCCAAGGCCGGAAUAUCCGGGCCGGACAUUUCGGAAAUAUCCGGCCCCCUCGUUUUUGGCUAAGGACCUGAAGAAAAACAAGUCUGGUGGGGAUUAUCCGGCCCUUACUUAGGCCGGAAUAUCCGCCCCCGGAAGCAGCAACGGCUCGUUUUCUGGGGGGGUAUAAAUACCCGCCUUCUUCUACCUUGCUUGCUCAAUCAUUGCACAAGAAAUCUGCCAAGCCUCACCUCCAUUAGAGCCACCUCAAGAAACUCAAGAUUUGCAAGAUCUCCUUCCUCCCCCAACCAAAGCUCUUGAUCUUUGGAGAUUCGAAGGAGAAGACACCGAUCUACAUCCUCACCGAAGCGUUUCUCUUUUCCCCCUCUCUUGUUUGAGGGAUCUCAUGCUAGUGUUCCUAUUUGGUUCUCUAGUUGAUUUGUGUUGAAGUGUUAUUGUUGAUUGUUGUAUUGUUACAGAUUUGGGAGCCUCCAAUUCAGUUGUGGAUGUGUGCCCCAAGAACCUUGUAAAGGCCCGGUUUCCGCCUCGAGGAAAUCCCUUAGUGGAAGUGGGCUAGGCCUUCGUGGCGUUGCUCACCGGAGAUUUGAGUGAAGCCUUCGUGGCUGUUGGUUUGGCUUUCGUAGCAACCACACUCCUCCAAACGUAGACGUACCUUCUUGAAAAGGAAGGGAACUACGGGAAUCAUCUCCGUGUCAUCGCGUGCUCCACUCUCGGUUACCUCUAUCCUAUUCUAUCUCUUAUAUUGCUUAGACAUAUCUUGCUUAGUUGAUUGCCUUGUCAUAUAGGUAAAUUCACUUAGUUGCAUAUCUAGAGAAUUUACCUUUGUGUCAAGCCUAAAUUGAAAAAGAACUAAAAAUUGGUUAGCACCUAUUCACCCCCCCCCCUCUAGGUGCGGCAUACGAUCCUUUCACUUUCCCGUGUCAACUUUGUCGACACAUCGGAUUAACUACGCCGUCCCUAGAGCAUCCCAUGUUUCCGAUGUUGACUUCAAGUUUGUUAUGAAGCACGACAGAAGCAAGUUGACACUCAUGCCCCAUACAUAUGGUGCACGCCCAGUAAGUUUUUCCAUAUUACAACUCAUAAUGCAUUUUCCAAUCACAUGGCACCAUAUGUAAUCAUGUUUACACGAUAUUUUGUAGUUCCGUCCAUUCCACGCCACCCCAUACGCUACUGUGAAUGCUAUAUUGGAAAAUCAAGCACCACAACCACACAUUUUACCACACCUUCCAGUGCCAAACUCCAACCAUGUUUCCCAGGAUGCAACUCAUAAUCCCACAACACGGAACAAUAAUUUCCCAGAGGUACAUUGCAUCUUAAUUCUGCUGCCCCGUAUCAUUUUUUUCAAUCCUUAACCCCAUCAAGAAUCUCUCCCACACUGUACAAGAGCUCCCGGAUCUCCCGGAUUACAUCAGGACUAUCUAUGAGAAGCACACUAAAUUAUGGCUGAAAGAUGUUGAAAGGAUAGCAACAAGGUUCACAAAACUUCAUGGCAAGCGCAUGGCCGAGUACGCUUCUGAAGUGUAUGCAGCUUUCACCAAUAGCACAACACCAGCACAUGGGUCUCCGCAGACUUGUGCGUCCACACCUAUGGAGUCGCCGACUAGAUCAUCCACUCAUAUAAUCGGAGCACAUAGAGAUGAAAAUCCUGGACAAGUCAAUGAAGAUGUGGAUAAUUAUGAUCCUCUUUGCUCCAAUCAAACACCAAGUCCUCAAUUUUGGGAGGAAGCCACUAGGAUUGCAGCUGAGGUAGAGAAAAGUGCAGCCAAAAUAUCACAUAUGAAGGAACCAUCCGCUUCUACCCAUGCGCGUACAGAAGGUCAAGAAAUCCCUGAAACAGCUGCACCACGUCACCCCGGCCAUGACAUUGAGUGUCCUUCUUUCGACCUUUUGCCAGCUGGUGAAACUUGGACCCAACAUCUUGCAACCAACAAUCAAGCUACCCCUGGAGCCGUUGCCAACAGAUCGACUACCACCGGAGGACCAUCAAAGACCACAUCAGGUACUGCAAAUGUUGAGACACAUCCUACUGCCGAUGGAAACACUAGCGGUACUGAGCCAGCAACCGGAAUACCACUUGAUGUUGCUUCUGAAGCAGUCACAAAUGUUGCUUCUGAAGCACCAAUUGUUGAUGCUGGCAAUGAUUCGUCUCCAUGCUUCCCAGAUUCUAAUCAACCUCUAACAAAUGAAGGUGGCCAAUAUUCACCUUCAGUUGCAUGCACUAUUGGCACCCAAACUCAAGACAAGAAAAACAGGAAAAAGAGAGCUUUCCUAGACCGUAAUAAUGAUGCAAAUCACAAGAAGCUCAAGAAGCUCAAGAAUACUGAUAAAUCAAAGGAAGCAUAUGACACAUAUAUUCUCCGAAGGUGCAUAAGGAAGCCCGUUGACAACGAAGAGAGGCCACCAUUUGUCGAUUUUGGAGAAUAUCAUGUCACAUAUGAAGAAUUCCGCGAAGCUCUCAAAUCUCGUGGUAAAAUUGACAAAAAUGUCAUGGAGCUUUUCAUUAGACACUUCAACGUGGUGACCAACAUCGCUACAACGAGCGAGCCUAUGUGCACAAAAUUUGCAUUCUCACAGUCAUUGACUACCAAGCUCGGCGUCCGCGAGGAUAAAUUUGACCCCCAACCUUGCCUCAAAGAAUUUCAACAAGUUCACAAAGAUCAUCAACUCAAAUCAAAGGAUAUGGUACCUUCUGCUCAUUCUCAAUCCUUUUGUGUCAUCCUAAAAUGUUUUGCGUUUCUAACAUUUUUUAGCUUGAUUAAGCUUCUGAAACGAGCUUCAUUCUUUUUGGUUUCCUCACAACUGUACUUUGUUAUUGUGGACAAUGAACAUUGGGUCCUACUGUGCAUCAACCUACUUCUCAAACAAGUCAAUGUACUCGACUCUAUGAUUCCUAGGAAGAAAGCAAGAGUCUAUGACAGAGCACAUUUCCUGGUCAACAAUUUUAUCACACUUGCAUCCUUUGCCAACACAUUCCCUAAAACGAACUUCAGCCAGUUCGUUUGGAACAAUCCUCAGGAACUACGGCAGCAGACCACCUUAUUUGACUGCGGAAUCUUUGUAAUGGUAUUCAUGAAACAAUGGGACGGCAAGAUAAUGAAGCCUUUCAACCAGGACAUUAUUGACCUUCGCAUGGUGAUAGCCUACAUGAUCCUCAAAUCGGAUUUGAACAAAGUUGAUCCUACUUGGGUCCUCAAGAAGAAAUAAAUCCAAAUGCUUCCUGUCGGAUAUUUCAUGGAAGCACUUCAAGUUUACAAUCGAUGAAUGUUUUUUUGCUCUUUUCACUUAUUCCUUGUUAAGACUAUGAUCUGUCUUUCACGACAAUCAUCUACUUAUGCCACCGAACUGUAAUAAUUUCAUGCCAACCUCUGAAUGAUGUCAUACAAAUUGUCGAA